Molecule: messenger RNA, 339 nt
Organism: Dentiscutata heterogama
Lineage: Eukaryota; Fungi; Glomeromycota; Glomeromycetes; Diversisporales; Gigasporaceae
Source: the annotation of a GenBank genome assembly
GUUACAUCUUUGCUAGGAAUUAUUGCUGGUAUUUAUGGUGCUUUGGUGGGAUUUUACGUAAUAUUAUUUGGUGAUCUCAUAAUUGAACCACGGGGCCUUGUGCAAGGUUUGUUUAAGAAUCGAAUGAAAAAGAAUCUUUUACCAUAUAUAUCUGGUACAAAAGAUGUAGAAGGAUAUGAUGAAAUAAGAACUCAAGAAGGUGAAGAUUUUGAAAAACUUUUACUACAACAAAGAGUUGAAGAUUUAGAAAAAUUUAAAUCUUACCUUGAAGACUUUGUUGUUGGUACUUCAUUAUUGGAUUUUAUUAAAGGAGAAUUAUUAUCAGCAUCAAAAGAAUAG